This is a messenger RNA of Drosophila novamexicana, 1284 nucleotides long. It is a transcript of the gene Fen1, whose product is annotated as flap endonuclease 1. Bases 103 to 1263 code for a protein of 386 amino acids. Gene Ontology annotation, molecular function: RNA-DNA hybrid ribonuclease activity; DNA binding; 5'-3' exonuclease activity. Gene Ontology annotation, cellular component: nucleus. The record is from RefSeq and is a predicted model, not a curated record. The transcript has 2 exons. NCBI's taxonomy places the organism in Eukaryota, Metazoa, Arthropoda, Insecta, Diptera, Drosophilidae.
AACAUUUGCAACUAAAAGCGCGCGCUGAGUAUUCGUCUAGCGAAAUCAUAGUAAUAAUCAACAAUAAGUGAACACCGAACAAGCACACACUAAACAAUUAUCAUGGGUAUUUUGGGCUUAUCGAAGCUAAUUGCGGAUUUGGCUCCACAGGCCAUACGUGAAAGUGAAAUUAAAAACUUUUUUGGUCGCAAAGUGGCUAUUGAUGCCAGCAUGUGCCUGUAUCAGUUUCUCAUUGCGGUUCGGUCGGAGGGCGCGCAGCUAGCUACCGUCAACGGUGAUCCAACCUCACAUCUCAUGGGCAUGUUUUACCGCACCAUUCGGCUGCUGGAUAAUGGCAUAAAGCCGGUCUACGUUUUCGAUGGACAGCCGCCAGAUUUGAAAUCUGGCGAGCUGGCGAAGCGCGCCGAACGGCGGGAGGAGGCCGAAAAAGCACUGAAAGCGGCAACAGAGGCGGGUGAUGAAGCGGAGAUAGACAAAUUCAAUCGUCGCCUGGUGCGCGUCACUAAGGAACAUUCGCGCGAGGCUAAAGAGCUACUCAAGCUCAUGGGUGUUCCCUAUGUAGACGCACCGUGUGAGGCUGAGGCCCAAUGUGCUGCUCUAGUUAAGGCAGGCAAAGUAUAUGCUACGGCAACGGAAGAUAUGGAUGCGCUAACCUUUGGAUCUUGUAAGCUUUUGCGCUAUUUGACCUACAGCGAAGCGCGCAAAAUGCCUGUCAAGGAGUUUAGCUAUGACAAGGUGCUGCAGGGGCUGGAGCUGACGAGCAAGGAAUUCAUUGAUCUGUGCAUUCUAAUGGGCUGUGAUUACUGCGAGAGCAUUAAAGGCGUCGGACCUAAGCGCGCCAUAGAGCUGAUCAAAAGCUACCGGGACAUUGAGACCAUUUUGGAGAACAUCGACACCAGCAAAUACCCAGUGCCGGAGAACUGGAACUACAAGCGAGCACGCGAGCUCUUCAUCGAACCAGAUGUGGCCGAUGCCAGCGCUAUAGACCUAAAGUGGACCGAGCCCGAUGAGGAUGGCUUGGUUCAGUUUUUGUGCGGCGAUCGGCAGUUUAACGAGGAGCGCGUGCGUAACGGUGCCAAGAAAUUGCUCAAGUCGAAGCAGGCACAAACGCAGGUUCGCCUCGAUAGCUUCUUCACGACACUGCCUAGUACCCCCAAUGCAAACACUAGUGCUGCCAAGCGCAAGGCCGAGGAAGCCAAGAAAAGUGCGAAUAAUAAGAAGGCUAAAACAAGUAGCGCUGGACGUGGCAGAAGGCCAAAGUAAUUAGCGUGAGUGUUCCUAAAA